Molecule: messenger RNA, 801 nt
Organism: Arachis stenosperma
Lineage: Eukaryota; Viridiplantae; Streptophyta; Magnoliopsida; Fabales; Fabaceae
Product: protein FAR1-RELATED SEQUENCE 1-like
Exons: 2
Coding region: 1-801 (266 amino acids)
Biological process (GO): regulation of DNA-templated transcription
Molecular function (GO): zinc ion binding
Source: RefSeq, a predicted model, not a curated record
AUGGGUUCGGUUUGGUUUGCAGAGCUGUACGAGGAUCGGCAUAUAUGGAUUCCGGUUUACUUGGAUCACCACUUUUGGGCCGGGAUGAGAAGCACGCAAAGGAGUGAGAGCAUGCAUUCAUUUUUCAACAAGUUCAUCACACGGAAUAGCUCCUUGAGACAAUUCGUGAAGCAAUACGACAAUUGUCUAGCAAGUAGAGAGCAAGCAGUGAGAGAAUUCGAUGCUGCAGAUUUUCACACCGUGAUACCGUGUUCAACAAAAUCAACAAUAAAGGCACAGUUUCAGCAUGUAUAUACCCAUGAGAAGUUCAGAAAAGUUCAAACUCAAUUCAGAGGUUUCACAACAUAUGAAGUCAUAGAGCAGGUAUCCAACUCCACAUUCAACAAGUUUGUCGUCACCUACGACGCAGUAUCACGAGAUGUAAAGUGCCAUUGCUUGCUGUUUGAGUCUAGGGGCAUAUUGUGCCUCCAUUCCCUAAGCGUCCUAAGCUUUGAGCGAGUGGAUAACGUGGCACCGAAAUACAUAUUGGAACGUUGGAGCAAGAACACAAAGAGGAGGCAUACACACAUCAAGAGUAGCCAAGAUGAACCUCUACUGGGGCCAAGAAGUAAGAGAUUUGACGAAUUGGUGUUUCGGUCACACAAUAUAUGUGAAUUUGCAUCUGAGUCUGAAGAGUUGACCGGAAUUUUGCACCGAGCAUUUGACAAGGUCAUGGUGGAGAUGGAAGAAUAUCAAGAGAGAAGCAAAGGAAAAAGUUUGUUAACCCACGAAGAAGCGACAUUAAGCAACGUGAAUGACUGA